This is a messenger RNA of Lampris incognitus (smalleye Pacific opah), 2072 nucleotides long. It is a transcript of the gene dctn2, whose product is annotated as dynactin 2 (p50). Gene Ontology annotation, biological process: mitotic spindle organization. The record is from RefSeq and is a predicted model, not a curated record. The transcript is spliced from 14 exons. Lineage: Eukaryota; Metazoa; Chordata; Actinopteri; Lampriformes; Lampridae. Gene Ontology annotation, cellular component: centrosome; cytoplasm; dynactin complex. The coding region runs from base 129 to 1340 and encodes 403 amino acids.
GCGAGCUCCUCCAACAGCCGGCUGGGAGACUUGUUUCUAUCCUCAUAUCGAGAUUAAGUAAACGGUUUUGAGACUCAUUAUAUUUCACUUGUUGAUCGACUGGCUUCAUAUUUGACAUACCAGUAGCAAUGGCUGAUCCAAAAUAUGCCAAUCUACCAGGAAUCGCCUUUAACGAGCCCGACGUCUACGAAACCGGUGACCUCCCAGAAGAUGACCAGGCACAAUUUGAGUCGGAGGAGCUUUGCAGUGACAGCGUGGACAGGAUCGUGGUCAACCCCAACGCAGCCUAUGACAAGUUUAAAGACAAGCACAUUGGUACCAAGGGACUCGACUUUUCUGACAGAAUCAGUAAAAGCAAAAGAGUGGGCUAUGAAUCGGGAGAGUAUGAAAUUCUGGGAGAGGGCUGUGGAGAGAAGGAGACGCCUCAGCAGAAGUACCAACGGUUGGUGAAUGAGAUCCAGGAACUUUCCCAGGAAGUGGAUGCAAUCCAGGCCACCACAAAAGAGGCCAGUACGGAGGAACGUCUUACCCCAGUGGUGCUGGCCCAGCAGGCGGCCCAGCUCAAACAGCAGCUGGUCUCAGCCCACCUGGACUCGCUGCUGGGACCCCAGGCCCACAUCAACUUGGCUGAUCCUGAUGGAGCAUUGACCAGGCGUCUGCUAACUCAGUUGGAGGCAGCCAGAAGUAGUCAUGGCACCUCCACUGGUGACAGCAAGGUGGCAGCCAAGGGCCCAGACGGAGUGGUUCUGUAUGAGCUCCACAGCAGACCAGAGCAGGAGAAAUUCAACGAGUCUGCUAAGAUGUCAGAGCUGGAGAAGCGUCUUGCAGAACUGGAGAUUGCUGUUGGCUCAGGAUCAGACAAACAGCAGGGCCCCUUGAGUGUUGGUGUACAAGGGGUCAGUUUAAUGGACACCAUGGAGCUCUUGCAGGCAAGGGUUAGUGCCCUGGACUCCACCACAUUGGAUCAGGUGGAAGCCAGACUGCAGAGUGUCCUCGGGAAAAUGAAUGAGAUUGCUAAGCACAAAGCAACCAUUGAGGAUGCUGACACACAGAAUAAGGUGUCACAACUUUAUGACACAGUGCAGAAGUGGGAUGCCAUGGCUACCUCCAUACCCCAGGUGGUGCAGAGGCUCAUAGCUGUCAAGGAGUUACAUGAGCAAGCCAUGCAGUUUGGCCAGCUGUUGACCCACCUGGACACGACUCAACAGAUGAUCAACAACUCUCUGAAGGACAAUAACACAUUGCUCACACAGGUUCAACAGACCAUGAAGGAGAACCUCAUGUCCAUAGAGGAAAACUUUUCUGCCCUGGAUCAGAGAAUGAAGAAGGUCUCCAAAUAAAUACAGACCACAUUUUGGAGCAGUUUAGGAAUGUGGAGAACAGGGAGGAAUAAGAGGGGGAUAGACCGUCUCUUACUCACUUCAGGCUAAUAUUUUUCUCCACUCCUCCAUCUCUACCAUUUCUUUGCUAAGCAAAAUAUUGUAAAGGUGGAAAGCGAAUAUCAAAUAGUGGUGAUUAAACACUCGUCUCCCUCCCAUCCAACCUUUCUCGCAUUGAAAUAUAUUGAUAUCAGCUGAAAAUGCUUUCUUCCACUCAAUACAUGCCACUGAUUGCAGUUCCCUGCUAAGCCUAUUACAUUUUAGAUCAGCUUGUUUUUGUAAUUAUAGAUAUUAAACAUUGGGGGGGGGGCAUGUCCAUUCCCUUAUCAAACCCAUCACACCGGUUUUGGUUAUGUACAAUAUGCUUUCGUCACCUGAAAUGAUUCACCGUACCGCAAGAUGGCUACUUGCCUUGUGAAAGAUCAACAACGCCAUCCUCUGUGCACAAAAAUCACGUUCGAUCGUCUUAGUGUUGUUGCAGGAGGCCAUGUGUGCUUUUGUCCGGGUCAGGUCACAGAAGGAAUGCUUGUAAAUAUGCCUGUGUACCUUUUAUCUUUAUGGUCAGUCACUUGUAAACUAUUAUGACUGAGACGAGUUGCCACAGAUGAGCUUUUAAUCUGCUGUGUCUUUGCCUACGAAUGGACUAUACUGUACAUCUGUGGUCAAGGAAACAAUAAAGUGCUAUAAGCUGGA